This is a messenger RNA of Eurytemora carolleeae, 1125 nucleotides long. RefSeq names its product leucine-rich repeat-containing protein 57. The record is from RefSeq and is a predicted model, not a curated record. NCBI's taxonomy places the organism in Eukaryota, Metazoa, Arthropoda, Copepoda, Calanoida, Temoridae. The coding region runs from base 20 to 742 and encodes 240 amino acids. The transcript has 8 exons. Gene Ontology annotation, molecular function: protein binding.
UAUAAAUAGAAUUUGAAAAAUGGGUAAUGCAGCUGGAAGCUUGAAGAAGCAUUUAGAAACUGCUGAAAAGACUGGCGCGCUAAACUUCACGGAGCGCGGCAUUGAUAAAUUUCCGCCGGAGUUGGCGAAGGUCGCUGACAAGCUGAGGAACUUGGAUUUAUCGAAUAAUAAGAUCCCUUCAUUGCCGGCUAAUAUAGGUGCAUUUAAACUGCUGAAGAGCUUAAACAUAUCUAAAAAUAGGAUAAAAGAGCUUCCAGAGAGUUUCGAGAAUUUGAUAAAACUAGAAAUUCUAAAUUUAUCCUACAAUAUCCUAGCCACAGUUCCAUCAGGGGUCAACAAACUCAAGAAUCUUAAGGAAGUGAAUUUGUCUCACAACAACCUUGUAGAGUUCCCUGUUGGAUUCUGCGGUCUCAAACACCUCAAUUCAAUCAAUCUUUCCAACAAUAGUCUGACCAAGAUUCCUGAUAGUGUAGAGGGGUUAGAAGCAACAGAAAUCAUCGUAAACCAGAACCAAGUGUCCUCUGUAUCUCCCUGUAUUGCUGCCUGUCCUAGACUGAAGACUCUAAGACUAGAGGAAAACUGUCUUGCUCUAGAAGCUGUUCCCUCUCAACUCUUCUCAGAUAGUUCUGUUUCUUUGGUUUCCCUUGAAGGGAACUUAUUCGACGUGAAGAGCCUUGAUUCUGUUCCUGGGUAUGCGGUGUACAUGGAGCGCUAUACUGCAGUCAAGCGUAAACUUGAUUAGAAUCAAAUUAAUGAAAUAUUUGAAUUUGCGUCAGAGAAACUAAGUCUAACGUCCAACUGAAUAAAAUUUGGACAUCACUACUAGACUGGUUAAAAGAGAUGGAUGAAAGUAUACUGAAGACAGGGAUAAUUUAAACGGAUACGGAUAUAUGAUAUUGAGAUCAAGUAUUCAAGAUUCACGAUACUCCACACAAUAUUUCCGACCUCAAAGACUAAUCCAAAUCUGUUUUUUUUUGUGCUGAAAUAAUCCAACUUAAACAGACAUUAUUCCAAACAUAAUUUGCUGUAUAAUUCAUACACAUUAUACAAUAUAUAAACUGAAAAUAAUUAUAAAACUCAUCAGGGAAGUAACCCACCAUUUGUAUUCAAUAUCUGAUACAAAUU